CGUUUCAUUUACAGGCUAUUACGUGAACGCUCCCUUCCUCCCACCCCUCUCUCUCUCUCUCUCUCCGCAUCCUCUGAGCUAGUCCUGCAGGAAUAGUCUCUAUUCCUCCGCUGCUGCAUCUUCCCUCUGACACAACCGGCAUGUCUGCAAACUGAGAGGCAGAGCCACGAUCCCCGCUCGGCUCCUGUUUUCAUGCUCCUUGCUGCAGGGACGGAGGAAGAGCGGUGAGAAAGAAAAAAAAUCGCUGGCGAGGCUUGCUGUUUUUCCGCGCGGGCAGAAGAGACACGAGGCUCCGACCGAGGUCUUUCCCUCACCAACCCGACGAGUGAAGGAAGCGAACGCAGAAGUGCUUCAUCAUGAAUUUUGUAAUGAAGGCUGCACUGGGAGGAGGUCCUCCAGAUGUGGGCAAGAUGCUUGGAGGGGAGGAGAAGGAGGAGGAUCCAGACGCAGCCAAGAAGGAGGAGGAGAGGCAGGAGGCGCUGAGGCAGCAGGAGGAAGAGAGGAAGGCCAAGUAUGCCAAGAUGGAGGCUGAGAGGGAAAGCAUGAGGCAAGGCAUCAGAGAUAAGUAUGGCUUGAAAAAGCGAGAAGAGGCUGAAGCAGAAGCCGCCGCUGCCGCUGAAGAGCCCGCCGCCGGCAGCUUGACCCGACCCAAGAAGGCGGUACCGGCCGGCUGCGGUGACGAAGAGGAGGAGGAAAGCAUCAUGGACACAGUGAUGAAGUACCUGCCAGGGCCACUGCAAGACAUGCUCAAGAAGUAGCUUAGUCCAUUAACUAAUGCAGACAUCACUGGCUAGGUCAGUAGGCUUCAUUCACAAAGAUGGCUUCCGUCAGGGGGUUUGAAAUGGGUAAUGCUGGUAUUUAUAUUAAAGAUCAUAACAUUUAAAGAGCAGAUCCAGCAGUUUGUACUGAAGCCUGGUUGACUGAGCUUGGCUGACUGGGCUGGUAAUAUCACAUUAGCUGUUUUCCACCACAGAAGAGAAGAGGAGGCCACGCCUCCUGACAUUCUUCCCUGUGACAACUGAAGAGCUUUCCUUGCAUCCAAGACAAAAACUCACUCCAGUUUGUAUAUAAAUACAUAAAAUAAGCCUGAAGAAGGGCAAGUCAACGAUUAAAUCUAUGGUAUUGUGUGUCUCCUAAAAGUCAACAUAACUUGAUAAGCCAUAUUUUAAAAAGAACGUCCGAGACUUCCGUUGUGUUCUCCUUAAGCAACUCAUAUGUGUUUGACCUAGUCGGAAAUGAUGUUUCGUUGCCGUGUUACAUGUCACCUGUCCCAAGUGUUGUUUCGCCUCUCGCUUUCCAAUCCCGACUUGCUUUAAGUGUGUAGAUUAGAUUAUGGAUCUGGGAAAUCCUCACAUCUUGCAUGCAGUCUGUCUCGUGUGAAUAUGUACAAUAAAUCCACUUUGUCUUUGUCCUGCAAAAAUAUGAAGGCAAUAACUCUCGAGUUUAAGUGUGUUUUCACUUUCAUGUUGAUAUUCUGACAAAUAUUAUCGGUAAUAAGAGUAAUAACGGUAAGACAUAUUAGAUACGCAUUCAGGUUUGCAGGGUUUUCCUCCAUAUAGUUCCACUGAUGAAUGUCCAUAUCAGUUCAAAGAAUAGCCAAAACCUGAGACCUUUAGCCAUAAAAACAGAACUUACCGUGUAUACACUAGUACUACUAUUGCUAUAAAAAUAUACUUUGUACAAUGAGGAGAAUACUGAACAGGUGUGUAUGUGUAUAUGGAAAUGUGUGCACACAAUUUUGAAGCUUUAUUAAUCAAGAAUGGAACACCACAAGAAUAGGUUUUGCUUCACGUGAAAACUGGUGGAUAAUCAAACAUGAAUAGUUGAGAUUAAAGGUUGGUGUCAGCUUCACUUGAGAAGAACCAGAAGACGCUGUUAUGAGCAAUAAAGGAUUAUUAUGUAUGUUUCUGCCUGAAAAUAAAUAAAAACCUUGUUCACAUUAAA
This is a messenger RNA of Synchiropus splendidus (mandarinfish), 1944 nucleotides long. Its product is annotated as complexin-1-like. Lineage: Eukaryota; Metazoa; Chordata; Actinopteri; Syngnathiformes; Callionymidae. The coding region runs from base 357 to 758 and encodes 133 amino acids. The transcript is spliced from 4 exons. Gene Ontology annotation, cellular component: SNARE complex; terminal bouton. Gene Ontology annotation, molecular function: syntaxin binding. The record is from RefSeq and is a predicted model, not a curated record. Gene Ontology annotation, biological process: regulation of neurotransmitter secretion; neurotransmitter transport; synaptic vesicle exocytosis.